UUGCGUCUGUUUCGUUCCAUCAUGUCUGACGUAAUAUUCGAUGACAUGUUUAUGGUCAAAAACAUUGACCCUGAUGGCAAGAAAUUCGACAGGUGCUCCAGGCUGUUCUGUGAUUCGGAAUCCUUCAGCAUGGAACUUAUAUUAGACGUGAACACUCAAAUUUACCCGAUAAAUCUGAACGACAAGUUUCGCUUGAUGAUCACUACUUCAGUCCGCGAUGAUGGCAUGCCAGAUGAAGGAGAAUUCGAUCCACAGGCCAAUUAUUCACGUGUCGCCCAGUUCGAGUAUGUGAUGUUUGGGCGAGUUUAUCGAAUUGAAGGCGACGACACAGGAUCAGAUGGAAGCAGAAUCGCAGCAUACGCUUCUUUCGGUGGCCUCCUCAUGAGGCUGAAAGGAGAGGCAUUCAAUCUUCACGGAUUCGAGUUGGAUUCCAACAUCUAUCUUCUGAUCAAGAAAGUUGAAUUCUAA
Molecule: messenger RNA, 468 nt
Organism: Haemonchus placei
Lineage: Eukaryota; Metazoa; Nematoda; Chromadorea; Rhabditida; Trichostrongylidae
Source: the annotation of a GenBank genome assembly